This is a messenger RNA of Laccaria bicolor S238N-H82, 420 nucleotides long. RefSeq lists its product as uncharacterized. The transcript is spliced from 4 exons. Bases 1 to 420 code for a protein of 139 amino acids. The record is from RefSeq and is a predicted model, not a curated record. Lineage: Eukaryota; Fungi; Basidiomycota; Agaricomycetes; Agaricales; Hydnangiaceae.
AUGCUUUUUAUACAUGUCACGUUGGGUCCUGACCGUACCAAGGAGAAAAAGGAUCCGUUUGUAAUGGCCACUCUGCGUAUUUCAAAUUUACGACAUAAGCGAAUCAAGGAAUUCAUUGAAGUUCUUUGGCUCGCGGCGAUUGAAAGAGACGUCAACUCGUUUCAGCAUCCCACCCUUUUCAGAUUCACUCCGCUUUUGAACCAAAGACCACAAUUUCGCUUCGGAAAAACUCGCGCAACGGCUCCCAUCGCAUUGAAAUUCUUCGAGCAUAGGGCACAGACAAUCGGAAUUUUCGCCGGAUGGAGUGAGGCGAUCAAUGACUUCGUCAUCGACGACAAAUCGACCGGAGUAGUUGGUGAUAUGGAGGUGGAUGAGAAGUGGGACCUAUUCGAGGAAAGCAAAAAGUUCAUCCCGAGUUAA